Sphenostylis stenocarpa is the source of this 1353-nucleotide messenger RNA. The record is from the annotation of a GenBank genome assembly. NCBI's taxonomy places the organism in Eukaryota, Viridiplantae, Streptophyta, Magnoliopsida, Fabales, Fabaceae.
AUGGCCAUAGCCAUGUUUUCCUCCGUUUGCCUUUUUUGCUCUUUUCUAUUUCAAUCUUUUGUCAUCCUCCAAACCAAAAUCAUGAAACUUCCCAUCUUAAUAUUAACCACGAGAAGAGAGGAAGGAACAAAACAAGAGAAGAUGAGCAUGGAGCAAUAUUUGCCUCGAGAAUUGGUAUCCAACAUCCUCUCAAGGUUGCCGGCGAAAGACUUGCUGAAAUGCAAACGCGUGUGCAAGUCCUGGUUCGAUCUCUUAACUGAUCCUCAUUUUAUCUCCAAUUACUAUGUUGUUCACAACAGUCUUCAAAGCCUAGAGAAGCAUCUCUUAGUCAUUCGCAGACCCUUUCUUUCAAAUCUUAAAACUUCUAUUUCUCUUCUUUCUUGGAAUGCAAAUGAUUCAAAAAACCUUGUUUCUUCUGAUGUUUUGAACCCUUCUGAAUACAACUCUGAACACAAGUACUGGUCUGAAAUCUCGGGUCCUUGCAAUGGCAUAUACUUCCUUGAAGGCAAUCCAAAUGUUGUGAUUAACCCUUCUUUGAGACAGUUUAAGGCUUUGCCUGAAUUCUAUUUAAGCGGUUCCAGCAAGACUUAUUCUUUGAGUGACCAUUCUGGGUUUGGCUUUGACUCCAAAACUAAUGACUACAAAGUUGUUGUGAUAAGGGACAUUUGGUCGAAGGAAACAAAUGAAAGAAAACCUGGGCACUGGACAGCUGACUUGUACAGCCUUAAUCACAACUCUUGGAGAAAACUUGGUGCUGCUAUCCCAUUUCCAAUUGAAAUUUGGAGUUCUUCUUGGGUUUAUACAUAUGUUAACAAUUGUUGCCACUGGUGGGGCUAUGUUGAUGACUCAGGAAGAAGAGAAGAUUGUGUUCUAGCAUUUGACAUGGUUAGUGAAUCCUUCAGGAAGAUAAAGGUACCAAGAAUACGUGGUUCUGCAAAGGAAGAAUUUGCAACUCUUGCACCCUUUAACGAAUCUGCUACUAUUGGUGUCAUUGUUUAUCCUGUAAGGGGACAAAAGAAGCCCUUUGACGUUUGGGUAAUGAAGGAUUAUUGGGACGAAGGGUCUUGGGUUAGGAAAUACAGUGUUGAACCCAUAGAAGAGAUUCACAAGCUUGUGGGGUUUUAUGGGAGCAAUCAAUUUCUUUGGAGCAGCCGCGACGAGGGAUUGGUGUGGCACGACUGUGAACCUGAGACGGAACAAAUGAAGGAUCUUCAAGUACAUGGAAAAAACGGGUCGUUAAGAGCGGCUAGAUACAUGGAAAGCCUUGUUUCACUUAAAAGGGGAAAUGAGUUCAGUUGGCAAUUAGUUUCAUGUAGCAUGGUUCCUGACCAUCUAUUAGAUCCAAGGAAAUGA